AUGAAGCAAAGAUGCUAUCUUUAUGCAAGAAAUGUUUGCAAUUUUGCAGGUGCUUUCAUCGGAGUAAACAUAGGGACUGAUCUCUCUGAUAUGCCACAUCCAACACAAGUUGUAGCUCUCCUUAAAGCUCAGCAAAUCCGACAUAUCCGCCUCUACAAUGCUGAUCCCGGGAUGCUAAUUGCUCUAGCAAACACCGGAAUCAAAGUCAUAAUCUCCAUUCCUAAUGACCAACUUCUUGGCAUUGGCCAAUCUAACUCAACCGCAGCUAAUUGGGUCAAACGCAAUGUCAUUGCUCAUUACCCUGCAACGACUAUAACCGCCAUUUCUGUUGGCUCCGAGGUUCUAACCAGCCUCCCAAACGCAGCACCGGUUCUAGUCAGUGCCAUCAAGAACGUUCAUGCCGCUCUGCUUUCCUCGAAUCUUGACCGUUUGAUCAAAGUUUCUACUCCUUUAUCCACUUCCUUGAUCCUAGACCCAUUCCCUCCCUCGCAAGCCUUCUUUAACCGAUCUUUGAAUCCGGUAAUAGUCCCGUUACUAAGCUUCUUGCAGUCAACAGACUCAUACCUUAUGAUCAAUGUGUAUCCUUACUACGACUACAUGCAAUCAAACGGUGUGAUUCCUCUAGACUAUGCUCUCUUCAAACCGAUUCCUCCAAACAAAGAAGCUGUUGAUGCAAACACGCUUGUCCGCUACUCAAACGCCUUUGACGCGAUGGUGGACGCUACUUACUUCGCUAUGGCUUUCCUCAACUUCACAAACAUUCCGGUUUUGGUAACAGAAUCAGGCUGGCCUUCGAAAGGAGAGACCAAUGAGCCUGAUGCUACACUAGACAAUGCCAACACUUACAACAGCAACCUCAUUAGGCAUGUUCUCAACAAAACCGGAACUCCAAAACGCCCCGGGAUCGCAGUGAGUACAUACAUCUACGAGCUUUACAAUGAAGAUACAAAGUCAGGAUCUUUAUCAGAGAAGAGCUGGGGACUGUUUGAUGCAAAUGGUGACCCUGUUUACAUACUGAGGUUGACUAACUCUGGCUCGGUUCUUUCUAACGAUACAACGAACCAGACUUACUGUACUGCAAGAGAAGGUGCUGAUCCUAAGAUGCUUCAGGCUGCUCUUGAUUGGGCUUGUGGUCCCGGGAAGAUUGAUUGUUCUCCUAUUAAGCAAGGAGAGGCUUGUUAUGAACCAGAUAAUGUGGUUGCUCAUGCAAACUAUGCGUUUGAUACUUAUUAUCAUCAGACUGGGAACAAUCCUGAUGCUUGUAACUUCAAUGGAGUCGCUAGUAUCACUACAACAGAUCCAAGUCAUGGUACAUGUGUGUUUUCAGGAAGCCACGGUAAUGGUAGGAACGGGACAUCUGUGAACAUAACGGCUCCAUCGGCGAAUUCGACGAGCUCCGGGAUAGGGAGAGAUUUGUAUCACAGUAAGGGAAUGUGGAGCAUUUUGACAGUGAUUUUGAACGUUGCUCUCUUGUGA
Thlaspi arvense is the source of this 1476-nucleotide messenger RNA. NCBI's taxonomy places the organism in Eukaryota, Viridiplantae, Streptophyta, Magnoliopsida, Brassicales, Brassicaceae. The record is from the annotation of a GenBank genome assembly.